AUGCACGGUCAACCAGUAGAACCAGUGCUGUAUUGGCGACUCAAAGAACAUCAAAAACGAAAAGGAGAACUGGAUUGCGGACAGGAUCUGAAAUGUUGGGCUGAAGAAAUAGUUUUGUUUUCAACAUGCCAUGUUGCUUCGCGACCCACAGGACACGGACCCAGCGCCGACUCAAGAACCGCCGAGGAAGAGAAGAGGACCGAAAACCCGCAAGGUGUCUUUUUUUUUGCCGUCUUCGGCUUUGGUUUAUUCAUGUCGUGCGUGGUUUUUCUUCUAUGCCUUUGUUUCGAUAAAAAACAAGAGCCUUGUACUUGUCUGUGGUCCGUGCUAUGUCAUAAGUAUUCUCUUGAAGAUGAUCUACUACUCGUGGUGUUGCUUGCUGUUGUGUGAUGAUUGUUGAAGGGAAAAAUAACUUCCCCAACUCGUCGGUGGUUGUGACACGACGCUUUUUUUCAUCAUACCUCAUGGGUCUAUGUAUAAUGUUGAUCCAGCUGCAGGAGAGCUGCUGUAGGUUGUCGUUGUAAAAAUGAUAGACUAUAAAUGCUCUAGUUGUGCUAGUAUUUUUGUAUCUCGUGAAGAUCUAUCGGAAUCCAGUUCCAUCACAAGAACUGCAGCACGAACAUAAUUUUACGUCCACCGAGG
This is a messenger RNA of Amoebophrya sp. A120, 642 nucleotides long. The record is from the annotation of a GenBank genome assembly. NCBI's taxonomy places the organism in Eukaryota, Dinophyceae, Syndiniales, Amoebophryaceae.